Gongylonema pulchrum is the source of this 870-nucleotide messenger RNA. The record is from the annotation of a GenBank genome assembly. Lineage: Eukaryota; Metazoa; Nematoda; Chromadorea; Rhabditida; Gongylonematidae.
GGCAAAAGGAAUCAAAGCUGCGCAAUAUCAUGCCUUUAUGGAUAGUGAUAAAAGAAGAAUAACGCACGAAAAAUGGAUUAGUGGUGAAGUAAAUGUUAUUGUGGCAACUGUUGCAUUCGGUUUGGAAAAAGGAAUCAAAGCUGCGCAAUAUCAUGCCUUUAUGGAUAGUGAUAAAAGAAGAAUAACGCAUGAAAAAUGGAUUAAUGGUGAAGUAAAUGUUAUUGUGGCAACUGUUGCAUUCGGAAUGGGUAUUGAUAAGCCUGACGUUCGAUACGUUAUACAUCAUUCUUUAGCAAAAUCAUUGGAUAAUUAUUAUCAGAGUACAAUGGUAUGUACCGAAAAAACCGGCCUACGUAACUUGUAUUCCAUGCUGGCAUACUGCACACAGGUUUCGGAAUGUCGGCGCGCGAUCAUCGCGGAACACUACAACGUAGAAUGGAAUUCAUCAGUGUGCAAUAAAAUGUGUGAUAUCUGUUCCGAAUCCGGCGACACUGUUUCGAAGUCGGAUACAAAUCGUAUUACGGGUAUGAAAUUGGCUGAAUUGUCAUGCAAGAAAAGUAGGAUGAGCCGAGAAUUAGUUGAGUAUGUAAUUGCAAAACUCAUCCUGGAUGGCUAUCUUAAGGAGGAUUUUCAUUUCACGCCGUACUCAAUCAUCAGCUAUGUUGUGCCCGGUGAAAGAAGUUCAUUAGCCAGUCAGAAUCCGGACAUUAAAAUAACAUUCCCCAUUUCCUCGAUGUUGAUAACUCCCAGUGGAAAAACGAAAACAACCCGUAAAAAGCCACUACUACUUGUUGAUGAUGACGACGAUGACACUGUUGUUGAUGAUAGUUGUGAGCAUGAAAAUAGUGAUAACAUAAUUCCUUUAUGAGU